CCUUCUCGACGUAGCCUUUGGUGGCGGGAAAAGUUCGGAAGUUUUCGCGCCGGGGCGGGGUCAUCUGAGGACUCUCCGCGCGGGUCUGGAGGAAGCGGUUCUCUGGCGGCGAGCAUGGCGGGGACAGUGGUACUGGACGACAUAGAGCUGCGAGAGGCGCAGAGAGAUUACCUGGAUUUCUUGGAUGACGAGGAAGACCAGGGAAUUUAUCAGAGCAAAGUUCGGGAGCUGAUCAGUGACAACCAAUACCGGUUGAUUGUCAAUGUGAAUGACUUGCGCAGGAAAAACGAGAAGAGGGCUAACCGCCUCCUGAGCAAUGCCUUUGAGGAGCUGGUUGCCUUCCAGCGGGCUUUAAAGGAUUUUGUGGCCUCCAUUGAUGCUACCUAUGCCAAGCAGUACGAGGAGUUCUACAUAGGAUUGGAGGGCAGCUUUGGCUCCAAGCAUGUCUCUCCCCGGACUCUUACCUCCUGCUUCCUCAGCUGUGUGGUCUGCGUGGAGGGCAUUGUCACUAAGUGCUCUCUAGUUCGUCCCAAAGUCGUCCGCAGUGUCCACUACUGCCCUGCUACCAAGAAGACUAUAGAGCGACGUUAUUCUGAUCUCACCACCCUGGUGGCUUUUCCUUCCAGCUCUGUCUAUCCCACCAAG
This is a messenger RNA of Leptonychotes weddellii (Weddell seal), 645 nucleotides long. Its product is annotated as DNA replication licensing factor MCM3-like. Gene Ontology annotation, biological process: DNA strand elongation involved in DNA replication; mitotic DNA replication initiation; double-strand break repair via break-induced replication. The record is from RefSeq and is a predicted model, not a curated record. Lineage: Eukaryota; Metazoa; Chordata; Mammalia; Carnivora; Phocidae. Gene Ontology annotation, molecular function: single-stranded DNA binding; ATP binding; single-stranded DNA helicase activity. Gene Ontology annotation, cellular component: nucleus; MCM complex.